UGGCCAGAUACCGGAUGAGCUGGUGAGGCUGUGCUGCGGCCGAGCAGGAGUGCAGUCAGCCGCCCACCACUGCGGGGCCCUGCCAAUGUGGGGCGGCCCCCUGACACCCGGGGACUGGCAGCUCUGGGAAUCCCAAGUCUUGGGGUCCCCACAGUGGGAUGGGCAGGAAGCUGGUUUUUCUCACGGGAAGCUUUCAGGAGGAGGCAAGUGUCCGAGAGCUGCUGGUGUGCCGGGCAUGGCCGGGAGCCGUAGUGGGUGAGCACAGGUCCACUCUUGGUCAGGCGGCGGCUCCUUUGCCUGGGGAUCAGGGUGGAUGGUGCCCGGCUCUGACCCCAGCGUCUGGAGCAACUAAUUGUCCAGUGUUCGGGCCACGUGGGCCACAUGUGCGGACACAGAGGUGAUUCAGAGUGUUCUGGCAGCCACAGCAAAGGAAAGUGAAAGCAGGUGCAGUUAAUUUCAGGAAUACAGUUAACUCCACCCGGCAUGUCCCAGGUAUCGCCCUCUGUACACGCAGUCAGCGGGGGAGGAGGUGUUCUAUGUUGUUGUUGGUAGGAGCUCUCACACUUGGAGCCGGCCUCCCCUGUGCCGGCUCUGGGCAUGCUUCAGGCCCACGUGGGCCAGUACCCGCCGUAGAUAACACUGGCCUCGAGUGGGCUGGCCAGUCUCACCUCUGCUUCUUGGGCAUCUUUGCAGGGAAGGCUCCAGGUGCCACCGCCAGGCUAGAUUCUCCCCGAAGCCCAUUGCCCUCUGCUCCCAGCCUGGUGUCAUGGCCAAGCCCACGGGUCACGGCCCAAGCCCAUGAGGUGGCCUCUCCGCAGGGGUGAAGAACACAGCAACCACAGCCCCCGCCCCACCCGGCCCCUGGCCGGGCCACAGGCACAGGCCUCUCCUCAGAUCCCACACUCGGGAACCUGAUCCCCCUGGAGGAGCCGACAUCAAAGCCGCGGCUGUUUGAUGUCCAAGGCCUCUGAGGGCGGCAGGGAGCGUCUGGAGCAGCCGUGUGAGGCCAGCCCAGUCUGCGUGUACAUGAGGGGUGAGGUGACUGGCAGGGCUGCCCUGCAGAGCACAACACUGCAGUCGCUGGGCAUCACCGGGGGCAGUGCCAUCAUCAGGUUUGCCAUGAAGCGAUGUGACUCUGCCGGCAAGCAGGAGCCUGGGCCCUCCUGGAGCAAAAGCCCGGGAAGCCUGAUGCCAUCCACGGCGGCCGAGCCGGCCGCCAGCGGCCCUCGGCUUCCUUUGAACUCAGCGGGGCUCAGCCGGGGCGAUGUGAGCCGUCAGGACGAGACAGCCAGCCUGGGGGCCGGCCUCGCAGACGCUCAGACAGAGCAGAUCCUGAAGGAGCCCUCGCCUGCCCCUUUUGUUCCUUUCUCGGGUGGAGGACAGCGGCUGGGGGGCCCCUCCGGGUCCGCGAGGCCUCUGACGUCAUCUUCAGCCAAAUUGCCAAAGUCCUUCUCCAGCCCUGCGGGCCCCUCCAAGCCGAAGAAGUCGAGGCCUGGCCAGGAGCCCCAGCCGGAGCCGGAGCCGGAGCCGGAGCCGCCAGUGGACCGAGACCCCGUGGUGUGCCACCCCGACCUGGAAGUGCUGCUCCAGGCCUGGCCCUCGGAGCUGCCUGACGAGUUCUUCGAGGUGACCGUGGACGACGUCAGGAGACGCUUGGCCCAGCUCAAGAGCGAGCGGAAGCGCCUGGAAGAAGCCCCCUUGGUGACCAGGGCCUUCAGGGAGGCUCAGAUGAAGGAGAAGCUGCAGCGCUACCCCAAGGUGGUCCUGAGGGUCCUGUUUCCUGACCGCCAUAUCCUGCAGGGCUGCUUCCGCCCCAGCGAGACCGUGGGGGACUUGCGGGACUUCGUGAGGAGCCACCUGGGUGACCCCGAGCUGCCGUUCCACCUGUUCAUUGCUCCUCCGAAAACCAUCCUGGACGACCACAUGCUGACCUUGUUUCAGGCUGACCUCUUCCCUGCUGCCCUCGUGCACUUCGGACCCGAGGAGCCGACAGGCACCUACCUGGAACCCAGGCUGCUGGAACACACCAUCUCCCCGUCUGCAGCUGACGCGCUGGUGGCCAGGUGCAUGUCCAGGACAGCCGGGACCCCGCCGCCACCACCGCCACCGCCAGCCUCCGACCCUGUGCCCUCGGAGUCAGAGCCGACUGCUGAGGAAGGGGCUGUGGAGCCCCCCGAGCCCGGCCCCCGGAUGGCCCAGCCUGCGAGGAGGGGUCUGGGCAAGCCGGCAAGAGGUGAGCGCCGCCGGCCCAGAAGUGCCCAGUCUGCCGGCCACAGGACCCCUGCCCACCCUGAGCGGGAAUAAAGUUGCGAGCUUCUCUCGA
Camelus dromedarius (Arabian camel) is the source of this 2323-nucleotide messenger RNA. RefSeq names its product ASPSCR1 tether for SLC2A4, UBX domain containing (gene ASPSCR1). Bases 955 to 2304 code for a protein of 449 amino acids. Gene Ontology annotation, molecular function: protein binding. Gene Ontology annotation, biological process: glucose homeostasis; intracellular protein transport. NCBI's taxonomy places the organism in Eukaryota, Metazoa, Chordata, Mammalia, Artiodactyla, Camelidae. Gene Ontology annotation, cellular component: cytoplasm; vesicle membrane; nucleus. The record is from RefSeq and is a predicted model, not a curated record. The transcript is spliced from 14 exons.